AUGUCCCCUUCACCCCUCACAGCCUCUCCAGAAAUCCUAACCCUUCUAAAUGGCCUCCACACCAAAUCCCUAACCCAAGAAACAACCGUGGACUGGCCCACCCUCCCAGCACAAUGCACCGCCGAAUUUGACUCCAUCAUGCUGGACAAGUUCAUCGCCCUCGACCAAGAUAAAUGCGAACUAGUCUACCACAUCCUGCGCAGCAUCAACGCAAAAACAGUCGUCGAGGCCGGUACUAGCUUCGGCGUUAGCACUAUCUACCUAGCGCUUGCUGUUGCAGAGAACGCGAAGCGCGUUAGCGCUACCACUAAGCCGCUGGUCAUCGCUACGGAGAAGGAGGAGUCCAAGGCGAAGCUUGCCCGAGCGCAUUGGGCGAAAGCCGGCAGCGAAGUUGAGGAUGUGAUUGAUCUUCGUGUUGGGGAUCUGCGUGAGACUCUCACCUCUGAUUUGGGGACUGUGGACUUUUUGCUGUUGGAUAUCUGGACGCCUCUCGCCCUCCCCGCGCUGAAACUCGUCCAGCCGCAUUUCCGGCCUGGCGCGGUCAUCAUCGCUGAUAAUACCGUUAUGGUGGGUGAUAAGUAUCAGGAGCUCUUUGCGUAUGUCGAUGCUGAGGGUAGUGGGUUCCGACGGGUGACGAUGCCGUACAAGGGUGGUUUGGAUAUGAUUGUCUAUCAGUAG
Penicillium expansum is the source of this 678-nucleotide messenger RNA. Its product is annotated as O-methyltransferase. Gene Ontology annotation, molecular function: O-methyltransferase activity. The transcript has 2 exons. The record is from RefSeq and is a predicted model, not a curated record. Bases 1 to 678 code for a protein of 225 amino acids. Lineage: Eukaryota; Fungi; Ascomycota; Eurotiomycetes; Eurotiales; Aspergillaceae.